AUGUGGAAGACUGCCCUUCUCCUUCUCGGCGCACAGGCUGAGGAUGGCAUGGAUGCGGACGAUACGAGAAUCAACUUUCUGACCACUAUGAUGAGACAGCACGCAGAUGAACGUGAAUCCAUCCUUAAGGAACUUGUACUUCAAUUGAUACAUGCCGGUCAGUAUCGAAAGGCAUUGGACGAGUUAGAACUAUUUCUUCCUUCGCUACCCUACCAAGACAACCCGGUUCUGCACGUGUAUGCCGGUCUCAUAUGUCUAUAUCUUGCUCAGCCAAAAGCCAAUGCGCUGAUUGCAGAUGAGCUGUCUGACGAAUCUGGCUGGAAUGCUGGCCUCUUGCGAGAAGCUCAAGGGCAUUUCGAACGAGCGAAAGCAAUUGAUGCUGACAACACGGUUGCAACGACCUUCCUUGAACAGCUCCCCACAAUUACCAACCCAGCACAGCCCGAUCGCACUACCCCGGAAUCGGACGACGAAGACGUGACAGUAGAUGAUGCAGGCCAACGCCGCAAGCGCAUCAAGACCUAG
This is a messenger RNA of Sparassis crispa, 525 nucleotides long. RefSeq lists its product as hypothetical. The record is from RefSeq and is a predicted model, not a curated record. NCBI's taxonomy places the organism in Eukaryota, Fungi, Basidiomycota, Agaricomycetes, Polyporales, Sparassidaceae. The coding region runs from base 1 to 525 and encodes 174 amino acids. The transcript is spliced from 5 exons.